Lonchura striata (white-rumped munia) is the source of this 1680-nucleotide messenger RNA. Lineage: Eukaryota; Metazoa; Chordata; Aves; Passeriformes; Estrildidae. The record is from RefSeq and is a predicted model, not a curated record.
AUGUCCCCCAGCCUGCGCCUGCCCGCCCGGGCCGCUCUCCUGCCCCGCUCCCCGCCCGAGACGGGGGUCCCCCGGGCUCCCCCGGUCCCCCCCGCUGCCUCUGCCCGGCCCCGGGGCUCCCCGGAGCCCUCCCGGCCCCGGGGCCUGGCGGAGAUGCCGGGGCCGAGCUCCGCCGCCUUCAUCUUCGAGCUGCUGUGCCGCGGGGGGGUGCGGAGGCUGCACGAGAUGCAGGUACAGAAAUGGGGCGGGGGGCACCGGGACCCCCGGGGUCUCAGCCGGGGCUCGGAGCGGCGGGGGGGCCAUUCCCGGUGUCACAGCCCUGGCCGGAGGGGACAGCGCGAGUCCCGAGGGGACCGGGGGGACCGCGGCGCUCCCGGCCGGGGGAGCGGGCACGGACACGGAUCUCCGUCCCCGGGGCUCGGGGGUGGCGCCGGGACCCCCGGUGUGGGCACGGUCCGAGCAGCCCCGGCCCGGGGGGAGCGGCGGCAGAGGGGACGGGGCCAACCCCGGGUGGGCGGCGGAACCGAGACCGGGGGCACGGCAGCCAUCUCCUGGGUGCUGUUCUCCUGCCGCCUGGGCUGCCUGGGUGACACCGGUGACACCGGGGAGGGCAGCGGUGACACGGGGGACACGGAGGCCGUGAUCCGCAGCGUGGGCGCGGUGCUGGCGCUGACGCUGGUGACGAUGGCGCUGCCCCGUCCCCUCCUGCGCCUGCUGCCCGCGCCCUGGCACGCCUUCUGCCACGCCUGGGACCGGCUCUUCGCCUUCGCCAAGGGACACGUGGACCGGCGCGUGGCCGAGGUGGCAGCGCGGGGGCCGCUGGCCGAGGGGGACACGUGUGUCACCGACCUGCUGGCCCGGGAGCGCGUCCCCAUCAGCAGCAUCUACGGGAACGUCACCGAGCUGCUGCUGGCCGGGGUGGACACGGUGGCCAGCACGCUGGCCUGGAGCCUGUACGAGCUGGCACGGAACCCGCGGGCACAGGCGGCCCUGCACCGCGAGCUGGCGGCCGCCGCUGCCACCGGCGGCGUCACCGGCGGUGACGGUGCCACCACCGACGGUGACAGCGGUGUCACCUGCAGGCUGUACCCCGUCAUCCCGGCCAACGCCCGCGUUGUCCCUGACCGCGACAUCCGCGUCGGCGACUACCUGGUGCCACGCCAGACCCUCAUCACCCUGUGCCACUACACCACGUCCCGCGACAGCCGCUUCUUCCCGGCGCCCGACACCUUCCUCCCGGAGCGCUGGCUGCGCCACAGGGACACCGGGGACACCGCCGGGGACACCCCGGGGGACACCCCGGGGGACAUCCCCGGGGACACCCCCGGCCCCGGGCACCCCUUUGCCUCUCUGCCCUUCGGCCUCGGCCCCCGCAGCUGCGUCGGGCGCCGCCUGGCCGAGCUGCAGCUGCACAUGGCGCUGGCACAGGUGGGUGUCCGGUGUCCCCUCGGUGUCCCUCGGUGUCCCCACGGUGUCACUCACCCGUCCCCGCUCCCCCAGAUCCUGCUGCGCUUCGAGGUGCGGCCGGAGCCCGGCGGGGGCCGCGUGCGCCCCAUGACCCGCACCCUGCUGGCCCCCGGCGCCCCCAUCAGCCUGCGCUUCCUCGAGCGGUGACACCGGGGACACCGGGGACACCGGAGACGUGGGGACACCGGGGACACCGGGGACAAUGGGGACACC